Molecule: messenger RNA, 746 nt
Organism: Tilletiaria anomala UBC 951
Lineage: Eukaryota; Fungi; Basidiomycota; Exobasidiomycetes; Georgefischeriales; Tilletiariaceae
Exons: 1
Coding region: 167-616 (149 amino acids)
Source: RefSeq, a predicted model, not a curated record
UUGUCGUCAAAAUAAUUAUUCACCCUGCUGCGCUUUGCAACGGCUAUAAGCGGGCGACUGGCGUUGCAUGCGAUGCGCGACCCAUCACCUGUAAUGCUUGGUCAAAGGGCAGAAACUAACCCCGCUGGUUGCGAAAUGGGAGCAGUGGAGGGUUCUUCAUCAGACCAUGGAGACGGCACACGACGGCAGACCACAAAGGUUGGAUAUACCCACAGCGGCGAGUCCUUCAAGCAAAGCUUCACAGGCUGCCGCGAGGUCCGAAGACUCUCGGCAGGUUGGUUUGUCUCCACUUCCAAACUAUGGAAGCUUGAUGGCAGGAAAACUCUUGCCGUCGACAGCUUUGAGAUCCGCAUGCGCGUGUUCAAAAGAACCUUGUAACGAAGUGAAUUCACAAGCUCUCCAAGCUGCAAUUACAAGGUUUCCUGCGCAACCGAUCGAGCUCUUGCCGAGGCCAUCUGCAGCUGGCGCGCAAGCUAGCCAAACAAGCCAAACAAGAACCCUCUCAGACAAAUCAGAGCCUUCUCGUGCGUCUUCGGAAGCAAAUGUCCGACUCAGAUGUCGCAGCCUAGCAUUGGGUGCCAGUCACCUUUUUGGCUUGGGGCUCAUCCCAUACUAGCGCUCUGUCCCGGGCACAAGGUCGCAACGUCGAAUCUGUGGAGCACUUCAGUUAUCCUAUUUUCCCGCUGCUUGGAGACUCGUUUUGGGGCCAGAUUUUAAGAAACGAAGUGAUUGCCGCCCCAAGUUCG